AUGCCCCGCUGGAUACGAAGGAAAGAGAACCUACGUGAAAUCUCUGGAGACGAAUCGCUGCGCGUGUCCUUUGCAGGGACCAAACGUUUUCUGUAUAACGCCAUCACCAACUCUCUCCGUGCUACCAGCGUCCGUAAAACUGCAUCUAGUAACACUUGGAACAUCUUCUGGGGGGAGCACCUCAAGACUCAAGAGUUCGCAGCAUUACUCCCAUUUCAGCGUGUGAAUCAUUUCCCAGGCAGCUUUGAGUUAGGUCGUAAAGAUCGCCUAUGUUCCCACUUACUGCGUAUGAGAAAGAAACAUCCAAACGCCUACGCGGAUAUCAUUCCAGAGACGUAUCUUACAGCAAAUGACUACGACAAGCAGCAAUUUUUGACGCGUUUCCACGCCGAACCAAAUGUUGUUUGGAUUCUAAAACCACCCAAUUUAUCCUGCGGUCGAGGCAUUAAACUUGUGUCUUCAAGUACCCACCCAACGCCAAAGCUCUCAAAGAAGAAAGCUUACGUAGCUCAGCGAUAUGUUGCCAACCCGUUCCUGAUCCAUGGUCUUAAGUUUGAUCUCCGCGUCUACGUUGUAGUAACAUCGUACGAUCCAUUAUGCAUUUAUCUUUUCAACGACGGAUUAGUACGCUUCUGUACGGAAAAAUACUCGACGAGUAAGAGUGCUUUACAGAAUCCCUUUGGGCAUCUCACAAAUUACAGCAUCAACAAGAAAAAUGCUGCUGCGUUUCAGAAAAAUCAAGAUACGCAGGAUGAAUUGCAUACGCUCUCAAGCAGCAAAUGGAGUCUGCAGAUGUUGUUCAAAUACCUGCGUGAUCAAGACAAAACUCGUGAUCUUGAGAACUUCCAACAAGCGCUCGAAGAUUUGAUCGUGAAAACUUUAAUUGCUGUAGAAGAUAAACUAUCGUCGGCCUGCAGUCGCAACGCGUUCGAGCUGUACGGGUUCGACGUGUUGAUUGAAGGCGAAAACUUGAAACCUUGUCUUCUGGAAGUGAAUAUUUUCCCGUCUCUCAGCAGCUCCUCGCUGAUGGAUAAACGCAUUAAAACUGUGUUGGUUAGUGACUUGUUCCAGCUUGUGGGGAUUCCAUUCGUACACGCGAAGAAAGAAACACAGCAGCUAGAUAAAGCCAAGCAAGAUCGCCUUCACGGCAUUAAACAGCCAGGAGCCACUAGAAUGAUUCUCCAAAAAGAAAAUGAAGCACAGAGACGGCGACGCAUAUUUGACGCGUUGUCCAGAUCAGCUAACAGCGUCACGAUGUCCCAGCUUAGCGAUGAAGACUUGCAACUUGUGAAAGAGGUGGAGGAAGAACUCCAUCGCUGCGGACAUUUUAAGCGCAUUUUCCCAACAGCACAAGCAUUUGACAAGUAUUCUGAACUCUUCGACUCGCUGCGCUACCGCAAUCUGCUGUGCAUGAGAUGGCUGCAGCAUACAAACCAAGACGGUGGCCGAAGAUUACCUCUAACGCUGAAGAAAUAA
Messenger RNA from Phytophthora nicotianae INRA-310, 1476 nucleotides. RefSeq lists its product as hypothetical. Gene Ontology annotation, cellular component: cilium. The transcript is spliced from 2 exons. The record is from RefSeq and is a predicted model, not a curated record. NCBI's taxonomy places the organism in Eukaryota, Oomycota, Peronosporomycetes, Peronosporales, Peronosporaceae. Gene Ontology annotation, molecular function: tubulin binding; tubulin-glutamic acid ligase activity. Gene Ontology annotation, biological process: protein polyglutamylation; microtubule cytoskeleton organization. Bases 1 to 1476 code for a protein of 491 amino acids.